CUCCCAAACAUGUUGAUGAAGAUGCUGACCCGACCGGCGCUGUCCGUGGCGCGCAAGGAGCUGUCCCCGGCGUCGGUGGCGCUGUUCAGCUCUGCGCGUGACCAGAACCCGAACGUUUUCUUCGACAUCUCGAUCGGCGGCCAGCCCAGCGGUCGUCUGGUCUUCGAGCUGCGCGCGGAUGUGGUGCCCAAGACGGCUGAGAACUUCCGUCAGCUGUGCACUGGCGAGGCGGGUGUGGGCACGUCUGGCAAGCCGCUGCACUACAAGGGAAGCAAGUUCCACCGCAUUAUUCCCAACUUCAUGUGCCAGGGCGGCGACUUCACGCGCGGUAACGGCACGGGCGGCGAGUCCAUUUACGGCGAGAAGUUCGCGGAUGAGAAGUUCUCACUCAAGCACGAGGGCGCGGGUGUGCUUUCCAUGGCCAAUGCCGGUCCCAACACUAACGGCUCGCAGUUCUUCCUCACUACUGUGGACUGUCCGUGGCUGGACCAGGCCCACGUGGUGUUCGGACAGGUGACGGAAGGCCACGACGUGCUCAAGGUCAUGGAGGAGCAGGGCAGUCAGUCCGGUGCCACCCGCGCCACCGUCGUCAUUGAGGACUGCGGCGAGCUCAAGAACUAGAUAUAGAGCGCCCAGGACAGUACAAGAGCAGUUUUUUACUUGAAGUUUUAAUUGAGACGCUGCCG
Molecule: messenger RNA, 686 nt
Organism: Phytophthora infestans T30-4
Lineage: Eukaryota; Oomycota; Peronosporomycetes; Peronosporales; Peronosporaceae
Product: peptidyl-prolyl cis-trans isomerase 1
Exons: 1
Coding region: 10-621 (203 amino acids)
Biological process (GO): protein peptidyl-prolyl isomerization; protein folding
Molecular function (GO): peptidyl-prolyl cis-trans isomerase activity
Source: RefSeq, a predicted model, not a curated record